Striga hermonthica is the source of this 1265-nucleotide messenger RNA. NCBI's taxonomy places the organism in Eukaryota, Viridiplantae, Streptophyta, Magnoliopsida, Lamiales, Orobanchaceae. The record is from the annotation of a GenBank genome assembly.
GGCGUAUGGAGGAAGAGACGCCUAUUACCCCACCCGGAGUCAAGUACCCAGUUCUCACCCAAGGGGAGGCCAGUCACGUGAAGGACACGAGCGGGGAAGCGGAUGGUCAUGCAUCGACCGAAACAUCUUUGAGAUUGGGGAGGCAGCCUAGGCGACUUGAUCAGGAGACAAGGCCACCACCCCAAAUCGAGGAGCAAACACUGACCAUGACGAGAAGCGAGAUGCAGAGGAUGAUUGCCGAAGCUGUAGCAGCCCAAAUCAAACAGACUCGAAUCGAGCAGCCUAGGGUCAAACAACCCAGGAUCGAGCAAGCUAGGGUCGAGCAGCCUCAAAAUGAACAACAACCCCCUGAACGCGAACAGCAGGCGCAGUCACAUGAAAGGCAGAACAGGAGGGCAGAUGAAGAGGAAUCCUCUGUUAGGACUGUCAAUCCACAGGCGAGAAACGACACCCUGGAGCAGUUACUAGCGCAGGUGCGAGAUUUGCAGGCUCGAGUCGAGGGGAGAAAAACAGGAAGCUCGAGGGGACAUCCUUUUUCACAACACAUUCUAGAUGCUGACUUUCCUCAGGGGUUUAGAGAACUUAACAUCUGGUACAACGGGUCGACUGACCCCUCUCGACAUCUGAGGAGUUUUGAAAACAUGGCGGUGUUGCACCGCUACAAUGAUCCCGUUCAAUGUCGAGCGUUCUUGACGAAUCUGCGAGGACCCGCGCAAGAUUGGUUCCAUCAAUUGCCCCCAGGAGCCGUCAGGGACUUUGACGGAUUUAGUUCAAGUUUUCUGAAUCAAUUUGCAAGUGUAAAGGCCCAAGAAAAGUUUUACCUUACUCUGAUAGGUAUGCAACCGAAAGAAGGGGAAACAUUGAGGGAUUAUGUGGCGAGGUACACACGGGCGUGCGUCGACGUCCCCUCGGCCACUGAGGAAAUCAAGUCGGGAGGACUCACUCGAGGACUACUCUCGGGAUUAUGCAGAAACUCCUUAGCAAAACGACCCGGGAGGACGUUCGAUGAGGUGUUAGGAAGGUGCGCUAAGUACAUGAAUGUCGAGGAAGCUGAAGCCGACUUUUUGCAAGCAGCUAAAGCAAAAGCUAAGUCUCAGGACGAGAAGAAGGAUAAGAAACCAAUCGCGACGGGAGAGAGAAAAGGAUCCCCGAAGUCAGAAAGGGAGGGGCGGUCAAGGGGAUGGAGGACAACUCAGUAUACCCCCCUGUCAGCCUCGAAUGGAAGGAUAUUGGAGGUAAUGGAGAAUGAAAUUCGCGAAAAUGUU